This is a messenger RNA of Suillus fuscotomentosus, 735 nucleotides long. RefSeq lists its product as uncharacterized. The record is from RefSeq and is a predicted model, not a curated record. The transcript has a single exon. The annotation marks the transcript as partial. Gene Ontology annotation, cellular component: mating-type region heterochromatin. NCBI's taxonomy places the organism in Eukaryota, Fungi, Basidiomycota, Agaricomycetes, Boletales, Suillaceae. Gene Ontology annotation, biological process: regulation of DNA repair; pericentric heterochromatin formation; replication-born double-strand break repair via sister chromatid exchange. Gene Ontology annotation, molecular function: NAD+ binding; histone deacetylase activity, NAD-dependent.
UUUUAUCAGGCGAUACAUGCUUUAGACCGACGUGGCCAUCUUUUGCGGGUGUACACUCAAAAUAUUGAUGCCAUGGAAAAGACUGCAGGCAUGUUGUCAUAUGGAGUUCCAGAUACAGAUCGCUUAGGCCAUCCUGAUUGUCCAAGAUGUGUUCCAUUGUUGGGACGCUUGGAUCAGAUGACAUGCACCCUCUGUCACACUGUGGUGUCAUCUUCUGCUUUCCUGGAUGAACUCGCCCAGGACGGGUUUCCUGUAUGUGUUAGAUGCACAUCUCACACCACUUCUAGACACCGGGGCAUCUGGCGCCCAAAUGUUGUUGUCUCUGACCAGAAGCAGCCAACCCUUGAACUGGUCCUUUCUGAAGAUGAGAAACUGGUAGACGUCUUGUUGGCUGUAGGUGUCUGGCAAGACACUCAUGACAACCUCAGCGGCUUUAUCGCUCAGUUGUCCCAAGCAGUCCAGUCCAGAGCCAGGGAUAGAAAACUUACAUCAAUUCUGAUCAACUCAGAAGCCCCUGCUCCAGAAAGGCCAGAAAUGCUGGGCCUAUUUCAGGUUUGCCUGGAAUUGGAUCUCCAGAAUUUUUUUGCCAGUAUAGUGGAGGUGGCUUAUCAGGAGGCUGUCGUUGACUCCAAUAGCAACACAAUGCUGAUCUCAAGGUAUGCAAAUGAAGAUGAAGAUUGCCCAGAGCGAGAAUUAUUUCUGUCAUUACCACCCUGGCAUUUUCCCUCCCCAUAA